Molecule: messenger RNA, 1086 nt
Organism: Triticum dicoccoides
Lineage: Eukaryota; Viridiplantae; Streptophyta; Magnoliopsida; Poales; Poaceae
Product: probable inactive purple acid phosphatase 1
Exons: 5
Coding region: 323-751 (142 amino acids)
Source: RefSeq, a predicted model, not a curated record
CACACACAGGCAACCGCUCGAGCCUCGAGGAGAGCAGCAGCGACUCGAUGCGGGCGCCGGAGGAGCAGCGGUAGCCUACGUGCUCGUGGUAGAAGCGACCCGCAAUGGAGGAGCUGCAGUGGCCGAUGGCAGCGGACCAGAUCGGCGCAUCACGAGAGCGGACACGACAGCCGUCACGGGCAGAGCAGAGCCAAGUCGGCGCGGCGACCGGGCGCAAUCUGGAGAACCGGUGCGCGGUGGUGCGCGGUCUGGGCGGGCGCGACAUGCACGAGUUGGCGGCGAGGUGACGGCGUUGACCAGGACGCCGUCGUAGAUCCUCGUCAUGCCGUCGGGAGAGGAGCUCAUUGAGGAUCCCCGCUUCUCCACGGAUUCACGACGGAGCGAGGUGCUCGAGGAGAAACUUCUUCUCGGGAUGCCAUGGAAAUCGGCAAGUGACUCCAUUUGCCCAUCAGAGAACCAGUGGGUUGAGGCCCCUCUUUUAUGCACGACUCCUAUUAAGUUCCAAUAUGCAAACUACACGACAGCUGACUAUGCAAAGACCGGAAAAGGGUCCUUGAGGCUUCAGAUAAUUAAUCAGACGAGGGAUAUCAUUCGCACUAUUUUCUGGAGGCCUCUCAAAUUGACAUGGACAAGUGGAUAUAGUACCAAGGAGGCUGCACCGUUUGUUGAAUGGGGCAUACAAGGGCAAAUUCAAAUCCUUUCUCCUGCAAGGCACCCUCAUGUUCAGUCACGACACUAUGUGUGGUGCUAGAACAUGCUUCCAUUUGCCUGACUCGUAUAGCAGAAGCGUUUGCUUCAUCUCCGAAGAAACUGGAUCAAUUGUGCAAUAUGGAUAGGUUGCACAAGCUGCAAGCUUAAUAUGCUUCCAUUUCACUUUUUGUUGCUACUGUAUUAUUUACGCAUAUUUGCUAACUCUGGAUCAUAUAUCCUUGAAGGGAGUAAUUUGUGUUCUGUCAAUAUGUGCAAGUGGGUCUGCAUUGGCAGCUAAAACACCCCUCCUCCAUGGAAUUAGCGGCACACUUAAAGAUAUCCUUUCAGGUUCUGGUUUGGUUGCUGGUACAACUGUAUCCCCCACUAGGUCAGCUG